Messenger RNA from Corylus avellana, 1673 nucleotides. RefSeq lists its product as uncharacterized. Lineage: Eukaryota; Viridiplantae; Streptophyta; Magnoliopsida; Fagales; Betulaceae. Gene Ontology annotation, molecular function: protein binding. The record is from RefSeq and is a predicted model, not a curated record.
AAAGAGCCCUCCCUCCCUCGAAACACAAACAUCCAAACUCAAAGACAAGCAACCUUUGACAAGUGCCCGUGAAACCACUCACUCAGAUAAAGAUCAUCUCUCAGCCAAAGGACCACUAAGGAUGCAGAGCAAAGCAAGUAAGCAAAUACUUCUGUACUUUUCUCUUACCACCAUCAAAAAUCUGAUUCCCUUUUCCCCAAGCCAACGGCUCUGAUUAACUGGGGGUCCUCUCACUCUGUAGUUUGUACCUCUCUCUCUCUCUGUGUUUUAUAGAGGAAAUAGCUAAAUUACGCUUAUUCCUCCCAUAAGGGAAAAAGAGUGAAAAUAGCAAAUGGGUUUUCGCAAAUUCUCUCUAUCGUCUACGGUUCUGCUAAUAAUUGUUACGGGGCUGUCAUUGAGAGCAGAAUCAAAGACGUAUUGGGAGGACGUAGAGGUUCUGAAGGAGCUGAAGAACGGACUCGACACUGGCUCAGUGAGUCCAGGCUCAUGCGUCAGCUCCUGGGACUUCACGGUCGACCCAUGCGACAGCCUCUUCAGCGAGCGGUUCACGUGCGGGUUCAGGUGUGACUUGGUGGUCUCGGGGACUAGCCGAGUCACCGAGAUCAGUCUCGACCAAGCAGGGUACGCCGGUUCGCUGUCUUCGACUUCUUGGAAUCUCCCUUACUUGGAAACCCUCGACCUCUCCGACAACUUCUUCGCCGGUCCGAUCCCUGAUUCGCUCGCCGCCAACCUCACUCAUCUGCGCCGACUCGGCCUCUCCAGGAACUCUCUCUCUGGCCAGAUACCCACCUCGAUUGGCACACUCUCUGAGCUCGAGGAGCUUUACCUCGAUAACAACAACCUCCAGGGCCGAAUCCCGGCGAGUAUGAACAACCUCGUGAACCUGAAACGGCUCGAACUUCAAUCAAACAGGCUAGCCGGCCAGUUUCCCGAGUUGGGUCGUUCUUUGAAAAACCUUUACUUCUUGGACGCUAGCGACAAUGCCAUCUCCGGCAAUAUCCCACCGUCUUUUCCGUCUUCUCUGGUUCAAAUCUCCAUGAGAAACAACAGCUUGGAAGGAACAAUGAUCCCCGACAGCUUCAGAAACAUGGGUUAUCUGCAAGUGCUCGAUCUGAGUCACAACCGGCUAAGUGGCUCCGUUCCAGCGUCUCUCUUCGACGGCGCUCUCCCGUCUCUUCAGCAACUCGUGCUCUCAUUCAACCGCUUCACGUCGUUAAAAUUCCCAGCCUCUCUGGGCACCCAAAGCGAGCUCAUAGCCGUUGAUCUGAGCAACAACGAUCUCCGAGGCCUCCUACCGUCGUUCAUGGCGUUAAUGCCAAAGCUUUCCGCUUUGUCCUUCGAGAACAACAAGCUCACCGGUAUGGUACCAACAAUGUACGCCUUAAAAGCGGUUGUACCCGGACCCGGAAUCUCACCGUUGGUGAGACUCCUGCUCGGCGGCAACUACUUGUUCGGACCCAUUCCGGAUUCUCUAAUGGGUCUCAAACCGGGUUCUGUAAACGUGAGGCUGGUCGAUAACUGCUUCUUCCGGUGUCCGGACAUUUUCUUUUUCUGUCAGGGUGGUGACCAAAAAUCGCUCACCGAGUGCAAAAGCUUCGCUCCUGUAAUUCCUUGAACCAUUUGAUGUGACAAGUUACAACUAUAAUUAUAAAAAAUUUCUGUUUAAUAUUUUU